CAGGCCGAUAUGAAGAUGGAGCUGUGCAGCCUCCUGACCUGCGCUGUGCUGAUGCUGGCUGAUGCUGUUCAGGCCACGUACCACCUCAGGGCGGGGGACCCCCGGCUGGUGCCCGCACAAAGUUACGCUCAGACCAGACAUAAUGGUCAACCACCGCACAGGACCCUGUCUCCACAGAAUCACAGAAGUGAUUACACGUAUAGAGGAGGGUAUCACUACCGCUACCAGCCACCAAGGAUCCCUCCGCCGAUAGUGUACCGACCGCUAUCUCCACCAGUGACUUACCAUAGACCCCCGGUCCCCGUGCCACCCUACCACCACGGGUUCAGUGGGCCGGCGGCACCACACAUGCAUCACAUAUACAAAGGUCUCUCUCCGCCAGUUGUUCAUCCCCAUCACAAUGUAAGAGUCCCUUUCCAUUACAAAUUCAAACCUCCAUGCCCGACAAAGUCAGUCCCAACAACACCUACCGUACUGCACCCCCCUGUCGUGUAUCCCACCUUACCUGAGCCAACAAUGCCGCCGACUCUGGCAGCAACUCCGGUGGCACCAGUGUCAACCAUCCUGACCACUGUGGAGACCCCUGCUCCUGUGACGCUACCGGUCAGUACCCAAAGCGGCUUCGCCACCAACACCAGUCCUGUGGAGACAGAGACAGACUCUCAGUGCAGGAGCCGACCCCUGGACCUGGUCUUCAUCAUCGACAGCUCUCGGAGCGUGCGUCCUGCGGAGUUCGAGAAGGUCAAAAUAUUCCUGGCUGACAUGGUGGACACCCUGGACAUAGGCUCGGAUGCCACCAGAGUGGCUGUGGUCAACUACGCCAGCACCGUCAAGAUCGAGUUCCUGCUCAAAGACCACUUCAACAAGCUCAACUUGAAGAAAGCCCUCUCCCGCAUCGAGCCCCUGGCUGCGGGAACAAUGACCGGCCUCGCCAUCAAGACUGCAGUGGACGAAGCUUUCACCGAGCAGUCUGGAGCUCGGCCUCGCUCCAGGAACAUCUCCAAAGUGGCCAUCAUCGUGACAGAUGGGAGACCUCAGGACCAGGUAGAAGAAGUGUCUGCUGCAGCUCGGGCCUCGGGCAUCGAGAUCUACGCUGUUGGGGUGGACCGUGCAGACAUGGGCUCCCUGCGGCUGAUGGCCAGCGUCCCUCUGGACGAUCACGUGUUCUACGUGGAGACCUACGGCGUCAUCGAAAAGCUCACCUCCAAGUUCAGGGAGACGCUAUGUGGUGUGGACCCCUGUGCCAUGGGACACGACUGCCAACACUUUUGCGUCAACAGCAACGCCUCCUAUUACUGCACGUGCCGGAAAGAUUAUAGCUUGAACGCGGACGAGAAAACCUGUUCCCUGAAACAGGUGAAGGUGGAGGUGUUGGAGGAUCCCUGUAAAUGUGAGGCCAGACUGGCUUUCCAGAGGCAGACGCAGGCGACCAUCCAGCAACUCGCAGCCAAACUAGCUGACAUAUCUGGGAGAAUAGAGCAUCUGGAGAGCCUGUUUGCUCGUGCUUGAAGCUUCACACAACGAGGCGGCUGACUUCCAUGGACUACUGCAUCAUGCACAUGUGCUCCCAUAACUACUGUACACAUUUCAGCCACAGAGUGAGCGGAGAUACAUAAACCAACUAUUAAGUAAAAACAUCUGUAAUUAAACUAUUAUAAUUAAUUGAACAUUGUUUGACGUACAAAAGCCAAGGAUUUGGUUACUAUUGCCUCCAUUUUGUACAAAAGUGGACAUGUGUAUAUAGGAUGUCGUGUUACAGCGCAUCCACCAGUAAAUGUUUUUAUAUUAUUUACUUUUUGCUUAUCUUCUCUAUAGUAACCUGUUAGAAGUUUGAUAUAUUGCUUAAAGAUCAUAAAUGUUCAUCUUUUGCAUAUUUAACUAUUAUGAGACAACAUGAUCAGUAAUGUCUAUAAAUGUAACAAGAAAAACCAACAACAAUAAAAUCAA
Messenger RNA from Cololabis saira (Pacific saury), 1947 nucleotides. It is a transcript of the gene matn3a, whose product is annotated as matrilin 3a. The transcript has 7 exons. The record is from RefSeq and is a predicted model, not a curated record. Lineage: Eukaryota; Metazoa; Chordata; Actinopteri; Beloniformes; Belonidae. Gene Ontology annotation, molecular function: calcium ion binding. The coding region runs from base 10 to 1509 and encodes 499 amino acids.